This is a messenger RNA of Beta vulgaris subsp. vulgaris (sugar beet), 757 nucleotides long. Its product is annotated as calcium-binding protein KRP1. The coding region runs from base 197 to 577 and encodes 126 amino acids. The record is from RefSeq and is a predicted model, not a curated record. The transcript has a single exon. Gene Ontology annotation, molecular function: calcium ion binding. Lineage: Eukaryota; Viridiplantae; Streptophyta; Magnoliopsida; Caryophyllales; Amaranthaceae.
GUCUGUCAAUAGGUUGUCAAUUUGUCAUCUUAACACCUUUUUCUCAUUCAUCUCACCUCCCAGGAACUUUUCUGUCCCCGGAACUCCCCAUUAUUUAAACUCCUUUUUUCUUUCACAACACUCUCAAAAAAUAAAAAAUCUCACCUCCAAAUCCUGAAUAUAUCUUAUCUUCUUUGAUAGUUCAAGCAAAGAACUAAUGGCAGGUCAACUAAAAGCCGCAGCUGCAGCGGCAGUCGUCGAUCAUUUCGAAGACCGUCUACCUCUCAUGGCGGACAAACUUGGAGGUGAGGGCCUAAUUAAUGAACUAUGCAACGGGUUUAGUCUGUUGAUGGACCGCGAAAAGGGAGUUAUAACAUUCGAAAGCUUAAAAAAGAACGCUGUUUUGUUGGGAUUAAAGGGUAUGACAGAUGAUGAGUUACAAAGUAUGAUGUUUGAAGGUGAUUUAGACGGCGAUGGUGCUCUCAGUCAGAUGGAGUUUUGUGUUUUAAUGUUCAGAUUGAGCCCUGAUUUAAGGGAAGAUUCCAAUUAUUUUCUUGAAGAAGCUCUAAUCCAGGAGAUCAACUGCCAAGAUCUUUAAUCUGAUUAUUUUUCAGGGCUUUUACUAAUUUAUUCGACAUUUAAAUGACAAAGUAGGAGUUAAUUCUUCAUCCCCUUGAACUUGUUUCGUAGAUUUUUAUUCAUUAUAUUAUACAAUACAGAAUGGAAUUAUCAGCAAAUUCAUUUAUGGAUAGGCAAUCUUGGAGCAAAUUUUCUUUAA